UGCGCUUCUGUUUCGUUUCGUGCUUCGUCGUUUAGUCUGUCUGUGCGAUUUUUCGGUAUUCGCUCUUGUGCCCUUAAUUUAUCUACUAUUUGCUGAUAGUAGUUGCUUUUAUUGUGCAAUUUAGUAAUAAAUUCAUACAUUAGUGAAGUUACAAACAUUAUAAACGAUCAGUGAUUAUAAAAAGUAGAAAAACUUGCGCUAAAAUAGUGUUAAAAUUCCAAGAAAGGAGUUUGUGGCGUAGUCAACAAAUCAGUUACUUGAACAGGCUUGCAACAGUCGAGACAAUAGCAGCAAAGCAGACUGCGCUAAUAAAAAACUCUGAAGCGGCAGUAACAGCAGUACCGGUAAAUCACUCAAUGAGCGGUCGCAAUCGUGUUGGUACUGGGAGUGCCGGUGGCCGAUAUGGUGGCGGUGGCUAUGGGGGCGGUUAUGGAGGGGGUGGCGGUGGUUAUGGAAAUAAUGGCGGCGGUUACGGAGGUGGUGGUUAUGGUGGAAAUGGUGGUUUUAAUAACGGUUAUAACAACUAUUGCGGCUCCAACGAUAUCAAUCCCUUUAAUAGACAAGUACCUAACGAUCUCAUGCAAUUGAUGAGCGCAAUGGCGAACAAUUUUAAUAUGAACCCGCCACCGCCACCACCAGCGCGCAUGACAUGCGGUGAACUGCGCGCCAGCCAUAUGGGCAUGUUGGUCGAGUUAACGGGACGGCUUAUUAAAAAGCGUGUUGCACGAUUUGUAGAAUUACGUGAUCGAAAUGGUGGCGCAUCACAAUUGGUUAUUUUGGAAGAUAAGUAUCCACGCAUAGCACGUCGCAUGCAGAAUAUGCCGGAAAAUACUACGUUAACCAUAACUGGCGUUGUACACCGACGCCCACAAAAUUCCUGCAAUCAAACUAUGCCGACCGGAGAAAUCGAAGUGGAAGUUCAAGAAAUUGUAAAUAUUGAAUUUCCUACGGGUGUUAAAAGUAUGGGCAAUAAGCGUACUUACAGCACAAUGGCAAAGCAGAAUAACUGUGGUAUCACCAGCACUGAAUACAAGAUAGCUAAGAAUGAAAAUAUAUUAAAGUAUUUUGAAAAUCGUGAGUUUACAUGCAAUGAUUUGCGACGUGAAGAUAUCGGCAAAAAUGUUACGCUAGUCGGGUGGAUACCACAAUCCAAAACAGUAAAAUUUUUACAGUUGAAAGAUGGCUACGGACAGACGCAAAUCAUAGUUGAGGACCAAACGCUGCAAGAAACUUGCGUCAGUGCGCCUGAAGGCACCGUAGUGUUAGUUACAGGCAAAGUUUUAGGGCGACCGCGUGCCAAUAUAAAUUUGAAAUACGACACUGGCGAAGUAGAGAUAUUGGUGGAUAAUGUAAAGAUCUUGAAUCCCGAUGAUCCCUAUGAAGGUCCCAUUAAAAACAAAGAGAAAGUGCAAAAGAUGUCAAUCGAUGAUUUAGAAGCUGAAGAAGCAACUAAUAAUGGCAAUGCCGCUGAUAACGGUGCCGGCAGUCGAGGUGGUGCUGGUGAAAAGACGAAAAUAGCCGAUUUGAAUAAAUUUGCUGGACGUACGCAUACAUGCGGUGAAUUGACCAUAGAUAAUGUCAACGAAAAGGUGACAAUUUGUGGCUGGUUGGAGUUUCAACGUAUGGGCAAAUUCUUCAUACUUCGCGAUGGUUACGGACAAACACAAGUGCUGAUCACAACCAAAGCUAAAGGUUUAGAGAAAAAUCCAGAUGGCUUCUCGCUGGAGUCCAUUAUACGUGUCGAGGGCACGGUUAUACCACGACCAGCCGCCACUAUAAAUUCAAAUAUGAAAACCGGACAGAUUGAGGUCGAGGCGGAAAGUGUAGAAGUGCUCAAUACGGCUAAGAAGAAUUUGCCAUUUGAAGUGCGACGCUAUAAUCGCGCUGGUGAGCGUUUACGCUUGACACAUCGCUACAUUGAUUUGAGAUUCACCGAUAUGCAGCAUAAUCUUCGCAUGCGUUCCGCCGUCAUAAUGCGCAUGCGUGAAUAUCUAAUUAACUUUUUGGGUUUCGUCGAAGUGGAGACACCCACACUCUUCCGUCGUACUCCAGGCGGCGCACAAGAGUUCGUUGUGCCUACCCGCAAACCGGGACACUUCUAUUCACUCGUACAAAGUCCACAACAGUUCAAGCAAAUGUUGAUGGCUGGCGCAAUUGAUCGUUACUUCCAAGUGGCACGCUGCUAUCGUGACGAGGCCACGCGUCCGGAUCGCCAGCCUGAGUUCACACAGCUCGAUAUUGAGUUGUCGUUCACAACACGUGACGAUGUUAUGAAAUUAAUUGAAGAAUUGUUGCGUUAUUCGUGGCCGAAACAAUUUCCCGGCAUUACGACGCCCUUCCGACGAAUCACAUAUGAGGAAGCCAUGGAGAAGUAUGGCACCGACAAACCCGAUAUACGUUUCGGCUUCACAUUGCAAAAUGUAACAGAUAUAAUUGAGAAAAAUGAGAAGUUCGCUGAGAAAUUUUCUAAUUUGGGUGCUUAUGCCAUUGUUAUACGCGGUACUGAGGCCAUUUGGAACUCCACUGCACGCAAACAUUACGAGAGCAUCAGCAAGGAAUUUAACGGUACAUUAUUUGUACGCAAAUUUUUGCAAUAUAAGGACGUGCUCGAGCGUUUAAACAAAUUAUUGGGCGAUGAUGUAGCGCACGAAUUGAUUGAGAAAUUCGUUUUAGAAGAAAAUGACCUGCUGUUCCUCGGUAUUGGUGAAAAGCGUGAAACUCAAACACUAUUGGGUCGCAUACGCCUCGACUAUCAUAAUUUCAAUACAGAAAAAGUUAAGCGUGAGCGUAAAGAGAACAAAUUCCUUUGGGUAAUCGAUUUUCCAAUGUUUGAGCAUAAUCCAAAAACGAAUCAAUUGGAGAGUGUACAUCAUCCGUUCACUGCACCACACCCGGACGAUAUGGAAGUAUUCAUGAAUGCCAAAGAUGACCAAUUGGAAAAGGUGCGUUCGCAAGCUUAUGAUUUAGUAUUGAAUGGACAGGAAAUCGGUGGCGGUUCAAUACGUAUACACGAUCGUGAUAUGCAACAUUUCGUACUAGAACAAAUCCUUAAGAUACCACAUGAGCAUUUGCAUCAUCUGUUAACCGCAUUGGAGUCUGGUUGUCCGCCACAUGGUGGCAUCGCACUGGGACUUGAUCGUCUAAUUGCUAUUAUAUGCCGUGCGCGUUCAAUGCGUGAUGUUAUUGCAUUCCCAAAAUCGUUGAACGGUCGUGAUCCGCUCUCGAAUGCGCCCGUGCCCAUUUCCGAUGAAGAGAAGGCGCUCUAUCAUAUAGCCGUGUUAGAGAGUACAAAUAAAUCGACCGAGCAUGAAAUCGAGGAUGAUGAUCCGGAUGCCGUGCGGGGCACACCAUCACCGGAACCGCCCACUGAUGGCAUGUUGGUCGAUAAUGAAGAUUUGAAGCCAGCUACUGAGGGUGAAAACGAAGUAACUGCUGUCGAUUCAAUGGACGAUGGAGAAAAAGCGGCGACACAAAAGGCAAUUAAAACUGAGCCUUCCGAAGCUACGACCAAAACUCAAACAGGCGAUGCUCCUGCUGCUUCCACACCCACUGUAGCUCCAAAAGCAACCGCAAGGUCUAAGCGAAGCGUUGCCGCCGCAAUAAAAAAGUAAAGCGCUUACUUUUAACAAACAUAUAUACACAUGCAUGUGUGUAAGUUUCUCUAGCGUGCAUCAUGCCGUUAUGCAUAGUUUUAUCUAAACAUUAAUUAUAUAUAUACUGAUUAUUUACUAAAAACAAAAAAAGAAGCCUCCUGUUUUAUUAUUCUUUAAAAAGAAGCAAAGUCAUUGGAAGCUUAAUAUUUCACAAUAUAUCUGUAUGUAUACGUAUUAAGAAUUUUACCGGUAUUGCAGGAGCGUAUUUAACUAUUUGUUUAUACUUAUUGGACAUUAUUCAAAGAAAUUUCACACAAAAACGUAAUUUCAUAUUUAAUUGAUUUACUGAAUAAAAAUUCGUUUAAAAUUAAGAAAAGGGACACCAAUAAAGAAAGUACUCCAAAAA
Molecule: messenger RNA, 3999 nt
Organism: Bactrocera oleae (olive fruit fly)
Lineage: Eukaryota; Metazoa; Arthropoda; Insecta; Diptera; Tephritidae
Gene: AspRS-m
Product: aspartyl-tRNA synthetase, mitochondrial
Biological process (GO): aspartyl-tRNA aminoacylation
Cellular component (GO): cytoplasm
Molecular function (GO): aspartate-tRNA ligase activity; ATP binding; nucleic acid binding
Source: RefSeq, a predicted model, not a curated record